CGUUCGAGGCGCUUGUAAUCGGAGCACAAAUUAUUGACUAUUUGUGUGUAUCGCGUCGUGCGUUGUGCCUUGUGCGUGUGUGUGUUUGCUUGUUACUGGCUGGCAGUUGUGAUAAUACAUAAUCGGCCAUAACAUAAACCCGUUUAACAUUUAACGUCUAACAUUUAUUGAUUGCAUAAAUUGCAACGCUUCAUAUUUAAAAACCAUGGCUCGGCAAGGUCGAGAGGUGGCGUUGGUGCUGUUGGUGGUCGUCGCCUGCCUCGCUGGCAGCGCAUGCGCCUACAACUUGUCACCGCGCCCCAAUAGGGAAAUCAAAGAUCCACAACUGGCUCCGGUGAUGCCGAAAGUGCGUGCGUCAUAUUUCGGUUAUAGCCUCAGCCUGAGACCGCACGGUGUUAUUGUGGGCGCUCCACAGGCCCAGUCGACGCUGGAGGCGCAGCGCAAGGUCAACGAGACGGGCGCCAUAUACAAGUGUUCGCUGCAGAGCGGCACCUGCAACCCAUAUGUGUUCGAUGGCCAUGGCAAUCGGAACAUUGAGAACACGGAAUACACAUGGGACUCGGAGCGACGAGACUUUCAGUGGCUGGGUGGCUCCAUGGACGGUGGCACCCGGGAUGAGGAUAAGCUGUUGGUGUGUGCGCCGCACUUUAUAGCGCCCUCGACGAAAGAUUACCAUAUGCACGGCAUAUGCUAUUGGGUGGCCGAUACGCUCGCCGAUCAGCCACAGAAUGUCACGAAAAUCUCGCCAUUGCGCCUGAAGACGGAGCAGGUGAAGGAGGACAAUGAUCAUCGGUAUUAUUUCUAUAUCCUGGCAGAGCAGGGACUCAGUGCUCAUGUCUCGGAUGAUGAUGAGCAGUUCUUGAUCGGGGCACCGGGCAUCUAUACGUGGCGCGGCUCGGUCAUACGUUAUCGCAAGGUCUACCAGGUGGACGAUCCGUCAGCGAGUCGUCGUGACACAAGUCGUCAACUGCGUCGCAAGACACGUGGCAGUGGCGACUAUAUCGAUUACGAACCUGAGGUUUUCUACAAAACGGACAUACCAAACCCAAAGAACUGGGCCCAAUCGGAUGAUUCAUAUUUCGGCUAUUCAGUUAGCUCCGGCCACUUCGAUAGCACAAACCUCAAGCGCCUGCUGUAUGUGGCCACAGCCCCGCAGGCCAAUGAGCAAUCGGGCGAGGCAUAUAUCUUCGAUAUACACGGCGCGAACAUCGAAUCGUUUCACGUGUUCCGAGGCGAGCAAUUCGGCGAAUACUUUGGCUAUGCAGUGCUCGCCGAGGAUCUCAAUGGGGACAAUCUAACGGAUGUGAUCAUCUCUGGGCCACAACACGCGCUCGAAGACUCGCACGAUAAUGGUGCAAUCUACGUGUUCUUGAACAAGGGACGGUUCAAUUUCGAGAUGAAGCAACUGCGCUGCCCGCCGCCUGUGACGGCCAAGGCACGUUUUGGCACCACGCUCAGCAGACUGGGCGACAUUAAUCACGAUGGCUAUAACGACAUUGCUGUCGGUGCUCCAUUUGCGGGCAAUGGAUCUGUCUUUAUAUAUCUGGGUAGCGAGACGGGUCUGCGGGAUAAGCCCAGUCAGCGCUUGGACUCGCCACAGCAGCAGCCUUCCAAGUAUGGCCAGCACAUGUUCGGACAUGGCCUUUCGCGUGGCUCCGACAUCGACGGGAAUGGCUUCAACGACUUUGUCGUGGGUGCGCCUAACGCCGAGGCCGUCUUCCUCUAUCGCGCGUAUCCAGUGGUCAAGAUCUUGGCCACCGUUCGCUCUCAGAAUCGUGAAAUCAAACCAGAUCAGACUCGUGUUCAAAUCACGGCCUGCUAUGGCCUCUCCACAACAGCCAAGGGCAGCUCGGCCCAGCAGCAGGAAAUUGCCAUGAAAAUUGUGAUCGAUGCACAGUUGAAGCGUGCAACAUUUACUCAAUCUCAAUCCAGUGAGCUGAGCUUCAAUGCCACAGCGGGCACCACACAACAGUGUCGCGUCUUUGACUGCGAGGUGCGCUACAGCGAAAAGGAUAUAUUCCAGCCGAUUGAGCUGGAGAUGCACUACGAUCUGACAAAGAAGGUGCCAGACUCCGAGGUAUUCUGUGACACUUGUGUGGCUGUGGAUCCCGAUGAUCCAAAGGUCUACACAGAGAAAAUCAUCUUCAGCACGGGCUGUGCCACAGAUGUUUGCAUAGCCGAUCUGAAGCUGACUGCCAAGGACUUGAGCUCGAGUUAUAUUCUGGGCAGUGGCAAGACACUACGCAUCAAUUAUGAGGUGACCAACAAUGGAGAAACUGCUUAUUUGCCACAGUUGAAUGUCACGAGCUCGAGUCGCUUGAACUUUGCCCAAAUACCUGGCAACUGCAAGGUCAGCGAGGCGGUCAUGGUCUGUGAUUUGAAUAAAGGCAGACCGUUGGGCAAGGGCGAUAAGGAUAGUAUUACCAUCAGCUUCGAUGUGAGCAGUCUGACGGGCAGUGCCCUGACUAUCAACGCCGAGGUCUUUAGUACUGGUCACGAGCUAAACCCCAAUGAUAAUAAGCUAAGCAGCCUGAUUGCACUCAAGGAGUACACCGAAAUCGACGCAUCCGGUGGUCAGACCAAUGAAGCUAUCAAUCUGGAGCACUAUAAGAACUCUGCCGUAAUUGUCAACAACUAUGAAAUCAAGAGCAAUGGGCCCAGCAAUGUGGAUGGCCUGGAGCUCGUCUUCCAUAUUCCAGUUGCCUAUAAGAUAGCUGGCUCCACAGCCACCAUACCCAUCAUCAAUGUGAGCAACAUAACCAUGCAGGCUACAUACGAUUCGCAGCUGGUUUCCAUUGAGCUGCUCGAUCCGAACAACACACAGAUUAUUAUGAACGCCGUUGAGAUCUCAACAACACGCACGAGUGAGCACAAAGAGCGUGUCGUCGUUAGCCAGAACGGUGCGCAGUAUGAUGUCAGCAGCAGUGGGCAUACGGAGCAGAGCUGGCAGGAGUUGGACUCGGAUGCAGUGGCUACAGCGUCCAUGACGCGUAAGCGACGUGAUUUGAAAGCUUUGACUGCCAAUCGAGAGCAAUAUGCGCGCAUUUCGAACGUCAAGGCGCAUGAACUGCUCAGCGAGGACUUCAAGGGCAAGUUGCCAGUGAAUCGCACCAUUGUCUUCAAUUGUCGGGAUCCAACGAUGACCAUCUGCCUGCGGGCUGUGAUGCGCGUUUACAAUUUCAAGCCAGAGAAGCCAAUCAAUUUGAAUAUGCGCUACAGCGUCGAUCUGAACGAGGUGAAUGCAAUUCUCAUCGAUCCCUGGGAGUUCUUUGCCAUACUCAUCGAUUUGAAUGUGCGCAAAGAGGGCGAUCCAACGGGCAGCUCGCUUCUGAUUAGGCGCAAAAUUGAUCCAAAUGUCAUAUCGAAGCAUCUGGUAAAAAGUCUGCCCAUCUGGGUAUGGAUUCUCUCCAUACUGGGUGGCCUCUUGCUGCUGGCUGCCAUUACCUAUGGCAUGUAUAAGGCGGGCUUCUUUAAUCGUUCAACGAAGGAGGAACUGGAUAAGCUGGUGCAUCAAGGCGCCGUGGAGCCGGAAGCGGAGAACCUUAACAGUGGCAAUAACUAAGCUCAAAAAAUUGUGAUCCAUAUUGCUAAGCCUUAGACAAGUACAUCACAUUACGACAAAUGAAAAGUAGCAUCGAUACCAACGGACAGUUGGUUAAUACCAAAAACAAAAAAAGUUAAGGAUAAACGAACAGGUGUGUUCUAGAUCAAGUAAUCUACAGAGGAAUAUGUGAAGAUUGAAAUAUCUAUAUAUAGAUAUUGUAUCUAUAUAACUAAAACCUAGUGCAAGUUGUAAGCCGCGAAGCAUAGAAUGUUCUUGUGGAUAUUGUUGGAAUUUUUUGGAAAGUUAGUUGAGAUAAUGUUAUUUAUAUAGAGCUGAGCUUGAGGCACAGAAAAGUCAAGCCAUAUUGCCAUUAUUUGUAAAUAUUUAUAAAAUAUUACUAAAAGAAAAGAUAACUGUUUAGUUUUUAAGCUACGAUGGCAACGUAAAAGACUUACAGAUUUUAUAAACAAUGUAAAUGAAAGAAAACGAAAAAAUAACUGAAAACGACGAAGAAAAAUAGGCUAAAAUUUAAGUGAGGAAAGUAUUAACUAAUUGUUUUGCUUUAAGUUAAACA
Messenger RNA from Drosophila hydei, 4118 nucleotides. RefSeq names its product integrin alpha-PS3-like. Gene Ontology annotation, cellular component: integrin complex; external side of plasma membrane. The record is from RefSeq and is a predicted model, not a curated record. Lineage: Eukaryota; Metazoa; Arthropoda; Insecta; Diptera; Drosophilidae. The transcript is spliced from 8 exons. Gene Ontology annotation, molecular function: integrin binding. Bases 206 to 3562 code for a protein of 1118 amino acids. Gene Ontology annotation, biological process: cell-matrix adhesion; cell adhesion mediated by integrin; integrin-mediated signaling pathway.